AUGCAAUCAUCAAUCCCCUACGACCCCAGCCUGGUUCUUGGCAGCGUCCUCGGCAAUGCGACCAUCCAGCUGGUCAACGAAAUAUCGCAAGCCGAGGCGCCCGUCGGCGCCGCCCGUGAAGAGCUAGAAGCCCUGGUGGCAUCUCGAAAAAGCCUGAACAUGACCAAAUCCGAGCUCAUCGCUCUUGGUAUCGAUACAUCCCCCGUUAACGACGAGAUCAACAAGUUGAGCUCCAAGAUCGCGAGCGUUACCACGGACUAUGCCGAGAUGAAGCUCAAGGUCGAGGCAGCCGUCGGAAGCCUUCGUUCAAAGAUCUAUGGCAUCGGCAAUAGCGCAGGAGUGGAAAGCCCGAUCGACUUUCUCAACGCACAGCCUAUAUCGGUUCCUUUGGCUGCCGAGUCCCUCAAAUUGGACGUUCAGUACUUCUCCAUGGAUCCCAAUGAGCAGAGCGCACAAUCGUUUGCUAGCAAUAUUUCUUCAGUAGUGUCGGAUGCGACCAACUGGCUGGGGACCAAGCUCUCAACUGAAAUAAGCCACGCUGCUGAGGCUCAGGUCCUCGGCCAGGUCAAAAGACACAGUGUAGCUGGCACGUUGAUUCUGACCGCCUCGUGUACACACAAAAAUGGGUUGAUUCUCGAGCCAUUGACGAUUAACCCUGAAAAGAGCAUCAAGGCUUGGAACCUCCUGUUCCCUGAUGACAGGAUUGACGUUGCCAAUCCAAAGGAGAUUGUUGAGUUGGCCCGCACAGCAGAUAGAAACGAGACUGGUAACAAGCUCGGUCUCGUGUCUGGCAUGACCCUCGGGUCAAGCUUCAUCGGCAUGGUUCAUGUCUUGAACUCGACCAGCAGCGACAUCCAAUCCCCCGCCGUCAGAAGCCAUGUCACCUUCCUCACCACGGGCACGAUCUCAGAGGUGACCCUCAACAAAUCCGCAUCAGAUAGUCCAGCAUUGGAGACUCUUCUGCCUGCCUUCCAGAGAGUCCAGUUGAACGAUCCGGAUGAUGGUGCCUUGGAUCCAGCACAACUUGGGCAGGGUCUCGUGGAUUCAGCACUGAACAAGGUCAACAGCAGCAUCAGCAAACUUGUUGACGUCAAUUUCAUGAAGGCAGCCCUUAAUGACUACCUGCGGAAGGCUUCUAAUGGUAGCACCGGUGUGCCAUUGAGCUAUCACCUGAGAGAAUUUAGCAAAGGCGAAAUCGUCGAGGCAUGGGUGGCCAAACAUCAUCCGGAGACUCCAGUACCUUAG
Messenger RNA from Clonostachys byssicola, 1245 nucleotides. Lineage: Eukaryota; Fungi; Ascomycota; Sordariomycetes; Hypocreales; Bionectriaceae. The record is from the annotation of a GenBank genome assembly.